UGCGAUCUUGCUCGAAUCAGAGUAUCGAAACAGUCGCUCCGUUUCGCAUAAACGCAAAGCCCUGCCCACUUUUCCCCGCAAGGCAUUCCCGAUUUGGGAGUAGCUCGUUAGACUUUUUACGGGGCAGCCCGGGGUUUCCCCUCAACGAAUCAUUUGCGCCACAGCGGGGUCGAGUCCCCUAUUCAGCUGUUUCCUGUGUUGCUCUUCAUUCCUUACAUCCUGUAUCAAUACAUUUCAAGACAUCUGUCGACGUUCGGUAAAUAUUUACGGUCCAUCCCGAACUCCAAAAACUUGAGAUCCGACCACACUGAUCGGCUUUCUUGUUUAAACUCUAAAACUGCUUCAUCUUUUUCGACAUCAUAUAAAGCCUUAUUGGUAGAAUCGCUUUUUCUCGCCUCUGUGUCAUUAUCUAUCUACUUCUCCAGAUAAGCAAACACUCACCAACUUUCUGCACCGGCUGAACCCCCAAUUUUCGACAACUACUUGCAUUACGCCCUCAAGAUGGCCUGGAAGAUCACAGAAGACCGUCCGACGCCGCCACAAGUGUAUAACUGGAGACUGUACAUUGCUGCUCUCUUAAUCGCAUGGGGUGCUAUCACUUUUGGUUACGAUGGUGCAUUCAUGGGUACGACCAUUGCUCGUUCAUCAUUCAAAGCAUACUUCGGCCUUGAUACACUCUCCUCCGGCGAAUAUGCCAAUGUCUCUUCCAAUGUCACUUCUUGUUUCCAAGCCGCUGCCUUUUUUGGUGCCGCCUUCUCCUGGGCUCUCAUGGAGUCAUACGGUCGAAAGAUGACCUUGCAAAUCUCAACAGUGGUUUUUAUCGUUGGUGCCAUCUUGCAAACAUGUCCUCCCAAGAACUUGAGUUACAUCUACGGUGGAAGAUCCCUUUGUGGUUUGGCUGUUGGUGGUAUCACCGGUACUGUUCCUGCCUACAUUAGUGAACUUUCUGUUCCGAGUAUUCGAGGACGAUUGACUGGUCUCUUCGAGAUUGCUUAUCAGCUUGGUUCCCUCGUCGGCUUCUGGGUCAAUUAUGGUGUCUCUGAGCACAUAAACCUCGACAGCGACGUUACUUGGCGUCUUCCUAUGGGUAUCCAGUUGAUUCCUGCUGGUAUCCUUAUGGCUGGUUCAUUCUUCCUCAAAGAGUCUCCUCUCUUCUACUUGAAGAAGGAUCAAGACGAGAAGGCACUUUCAGUUCUUACCUACCUUCGAAAUCUCCCCGAAGACCACCCCUACAUCCAGGAGGAGAUUUCCCUCUACCGUGAACGUAUCCUCCACGAGCGGGCGGUCGUCUCUGGCAAGCCCGGUCUGUGGGGCUAUCUUCGCGGUGCAGGCAAGGCAGUCAUCCUAAAGGGUAUUCGAAACCGUAUGGCACUUGCUUUCAUUAUGUUUGCGCUCCAGAAUUUCUCAGGUGCCAACGCCAUCAACUACUAUUCCCCCACUUUGUUCGGGUCCCUCGGUAUCACUGACGUCAACCUUUACACCGGUAUCUAUGGAUUGGUCAAAGCUGUCGGCUCCAUCAUCUUCUACGUCUACUUCAUCGACAUGUGGGGUAGAAGGCAGCCUUGGAUGGUCUCUUCGGUCGCUUGUGCUCUCUGCUUGAUCUACGUUGGCGCCUACGUUAAAAUUGGUCACCCUGCCGACCAAGAGGUCAUUUCCCACUCCACCAAACAGGGUGGUACCGCUGCCACUACCUUGAUCAUGUUCUACUCUGUCUUCUGGUCCUUCGGUGCUAACGGUCUUCCUUGGAUCGUCACUUCUGAGAUCUACCCUCUUGGUAUUCGUGGUCUUUGUGGUGCUUAUGCUGCCAUGUGCCAAUGGCUUUGGCAGUUCGUUAUCACUAAGACUACACCUGACAUCUUCCUCGCUAUGGGCUGGGGUACUUGGAUCUUCUUCGCUGGCUGUCUUAUGCUCAGUGCCGUCUGGGCCUACUUCUUCCUCCCCGAAACCAAAGGUCUUCGUCUCGACGAAAUGGAUGCCCUCUUCGGUUUCACAGGUGAAGAAAAAUCAGGGAUCCUUCACCCUGACUCUGUUCACGACCCUCAGGCGAGAAAAUUGCAACGUCCGUCUCACGAGGAGGAGAUCUCCACAAAAAAGCUUGAAGAAGUGUAAAUUAGCAUUUAUCGUUACUUGAAUCAUAUAUGCCAGCAAUCGGGCUUAGAUCUAGAGUGUAAUACAAUAUCUAUGUAGUCAAAAGGUGACAUUGGAUGCUUCGCAAGAUCGAGUUGUGGAAUAAAAGAUUUUAUCUACCAACACUUGUUUCAAUCUAAUGCAUCGCCUGAAUAUUAUUUCAAUCUGUUCCAUGUCUUGGGGGUGUGUGGCAACUAAGGAUAAUGCAAAACUGGCUGUCUUAUCGAGCAGUUUUAUAUAAGUCUUAGUGGUCUGAGCCGAAUACAUAUUACGUCG
Messenger RNA from Cryptococcus deneoformans JEC21, 2403 nucleotides. RefSeq names its product hexose transport-related protein, putative. Gene Ontology annotation, biological process: carbohydrate transport; transmembrane transport. Lineage: Eukaryota; Fungi; Basidiomycota; Tremellomycetes; Tremellales; Cryptococcaceae. The transcript is spliced from 9 exons. Bases 502 to 2109 code for a protein of 535 amino acids. Gene Ontology annotation, molecular function: carbohydrate:proton symporter activity. Gene Ontology annotation, cellular component: membrane. The record is from RefSeq and is a predicted model, not a curated record.